Molecule: messenger RNA, 4642 nt
Organism: Anopheles arabiensis
Lineage: Eukaryota; Metazoa; Arthropoda; Insecta; Diptera; Culicidae
Gene: krz
Product: arrestin red cell
Exons: 11
Coding region: 817-2217 (466 amino acids)
Biological process (GO): G protein-coupled receptor internalization; signal transduction
Cellular component (GO): cytoplasm
Molecular function (GO): G protein-coupled receptor binding
Source: RefSeq, a predicted model, not a curated record
AUCAAAAACCCUUCAUUCUCUACGGCUCGCUCUCGCUGCUGGAAUUGGAGGAACAAUAAUUCCGGAAUUUAUUUCGUUUUCUUGCAUCGGAAGUGAUCAAUCACGGUCGUAUGCGUACGUGUGUGCGUGUGUGUGCUGAGUCAGCAGCGUUUGUUUCGGACCAAACGGCACCAGCCCAGCUUUAAGCCCAGUCGUCCCUGGUUCGUUUCCGUCAGUUCUGGUCGGUGUGCUGCUGCAAACCUUCCCCGUUUCCCGUUUCUCAUCCGGCUGUUCGGGUCGCUCUCUCGCUGGUCUGCUGGUUUGCAGACGAAGCAAAGUGACCGCCGCACAAUCUCGCUUCCUCCUUCUCCUCCACCUCCGCGCUGCUUCAACGUCGUCGGGUGGGGAGCGAAAAUCGACCAGCCUUUGUGGGCUAGAGAGUUUUGCCUUCCCUGCUUUUUGGCUGCCCCGUAGGCUGUGCUGUGCCUCGGCUAACACAAUAGGAAAAGUCUACGCUUGGCACCGUCGUCGAAGCAGGAAGCAUCGCAAGAACACAGAGAGCCCGGCAGAGAGAGAGAGAGAGUGAAACGCAACAGUUAAUCCGUAUGGGAAACUAACAAGAUUUGGCUUUUAGUUGCCUUGACAGGCGCGCUGCAGUGCUGUGUGGUGUAUGAAAACGAAGCGGUGAAACAGUGGCGCUGCGAAGUGAAUAGAAGAAAAAAGGAUAAUAAUUGUGCGUGCGUGCGUGUGUGUGUGAGAGAGAGUGCGUGGAAAGCCCAAGCAGACGUACGGAGGUCGGUGGCACGGUGGCCUCUAAUUAGACACAACGGUUUCGAAAUGAAUACCCAUCUGCAAGGAUCAUCGCCCAGAUCGCCCGCACCGUCACCCGAUCCUGACGUUGACGAGGGUAGCUCGAAAAAGCAGGCAACAAGAGUAUUUAAGAAAAGUUCUUCGAAUGGCAAAAUCACCGUAUACUUGGGAAAACGUGACUUCGUCGACCACAUCACGCAUGUCGAUCCGAUAGAUGGUGUCGUGCUGAUAGAUCCCGACUAUGUGAAGGAGCGGAAAGUUUUCGGACACGUACUGGCAGCCUUCCGGUACGGGCGGGAGGAUCUGGACGUGCUGGGACUAACCUUCCGAAAGGACCUGUAUCUGGCAUCCGAACAGAUUUAUCCACCGCUGGAAACGGACCGGCCGCUCACCCGGCUCCAGGAGCGGCUGAUCCGGAAGCUGGGCGCGAACGCGUACCCGUUCUACUUCGAGGUGCCGCCCCACUGUCCGGCCUCGGUGUCGCUGCAGCCGGCCCCGGGCGAUACCGGGAAACCGUGCGGCGUGGACUACGAGCUCAAGGCCUUCGUCGGCGAGUCGCAGGAGGACAAACCGCACAAACGGAACUCGGUCCGGUUAGCGAUAAGGAAAAUCAUGUACGCACCCUCGAAGCUGGGCGAGCAGCCGUCGAUCGAGGUUAGCAAAGAGUACAUACUGAAACCAAAUAAAAUUCACCUCGAGGCGAGUCUGGACAAGGAGCUUUACCACCACGGCGAAAGCUUGUCGGUGAAUGUACAUAUAGCGAAUAAUUCAAGUAAAACGGUUAAGAAAAUCAAAGUGUCGGUCCGACAGUUUGCGGACAUCUGUCUCUUCUCGACGGCACAGUACAAGUGCACGGUAGCGGAGGUAGAAUCCGAAGACGGAUGCCAGGUUGCUCCCGGAUUCACGCUUUCGAAAGUGUUUACGCUGACGCCACUGCUGGCCAAUAAUAAAGACAAGUGGGGCCUGGCACUUGACGGGCAGCUGAAGCACGAGGACACCAAUCUGGCCUCGAGCACGCUGUCUCGCACACUGGUGGAUGGAAAAUAUAGAAUUGCUGACCCUUCACAACGAGAAAACCUGGGCAUUAUCGUGCAGUAUAAAGUAAAGGUUAAGCUGUGCAUCACUCCUCUCGGCGGAGAUUUGGUGGCAGAGCUACCGUUCAUACUCAUGCACCCGAAGCCGGACGAUGACGAACCCGUGAUAGGCGACCGGUCGCCCGGCCGAACAGUCAACAGUGCGGAUCGAAAACACUCCUACCAGGCCGGUCACGAGAUGGGCUCGCACAGCAACAACGGGGACGCACACGCCUCCAAAGAGGACGGUCCCAAUCUAAUUCAGCUGGACGGAGACGACAACGGUCCGGAUGAUGAUAUUAUAUUUGAGGAUUUCGCUCGAUUACGCUUGAAGGGCGCUGAAACAGAAGCUUAAGGAUUAACAGCGUUUGGACAGUUUCGUGCGAUGGGCGUCGGCUGCUAAUGUGUGUUGUAGUGUGCAUUUCCCGAGAAGUAACUUCUGCCGAGGGGAGGGGAUACACCGGUUCAAACCCACCACCGGUUGCCCUCAGUCAACAAAGGUGUGCGAGAGACAAACACACGCGCCACGCACUUACGCUACAAGCGCCAUUGGUCAAGGCAAAGGUCAAAGGUCGUUUGGUUAGCAGAACGUUAACAACAACAACAGCAAACAAACAAACAAACAAAAUUAUUAAGAACAAAAACGACCAACAGAGAUAAUUUAAGCUACGCCAAAGUAUCCAUAUUUGAUGUGUGUUUUUUCAAAAAACCGAUUGUCUAGCUCUUCCUCAACCAACUCCUAGACGCAACAUCGCCACCACCACACACACACAUACAGACACGAAGAUGCAUUUAACGCACACGAUUGGAGUGGCCGAGCAAAGCGGCAAAAAGAAAUUUGUCACUAAUAACGUUAAGGACCAAGAAUUCCGGCUUCAGCGCGCUAGAUAAAUUUCCAUUACAAUGUUCCGCUGCUGCAUCCAUUUGCGUCCAUUUUGGGGGGGGGCGUAAUAACUCAUUCUUUGCACUCUCCUUCCCUUUGGCGCAUCUUCCAGUCCUGCGACGGUGUGUUGCGUGCGUUCGGUACUGUGCCAGUACGGUCCACGUAUAAUAGAAACACGCAUUUACGUUCUCCCAGAGAACAAUUAUCUUCCGAGCGUGUUGUGUGUGUCUGUGUGUGUGUGUGAGUGUGAGUGUAAAUCAGUUAGCACCUAGCACGGCGUGUUAGCCAGAUCAGAUUCAGCAGAUGGUAGAGCAAUUAUAGAAUGCAUGUACUUCAACUGCCAUCACACUGCGGAGGGAGAGUAAGAGAGAGAGAGAGAGAGAACGAAAGGAGAGAUUUUUGCACCUUCGCUUCCAUCUCUAAAUCCGAAUACAUUCAAAGCAACUGUUAGGUGUCAAAGAUAACGAUCCAUGAAGUCGUUUUUGAAAGUUACGUUUGCUUUUUAAAUGAACGAUUCAUAUAUUUCUCUCUGUACACAUGGAGCCUAUUUUCAACGCUUUUUAGUUUUGUAUUUUUCCCUGACGAAGUUGUAUUAAAGCACAGAAAUGGUUUAUAUGUGGAAGAUUUAAUUAUAAUGUUUAUAUCACACCAGCAGAAGACGGCUCCAUAUUGCGCCGUCCCAGGGUGUGUAUAGAGCUGUUACAAAGAUAGGGCAAAAGCAAUGGUGUGUCACGCAAGGAGUGAGCUCUCCGCCCCGGUUUUGUGCAUUUAACCUGUGAACACUGUUCCAACUGUAGGCGUAUAAAAAAGUAACGACCACACGAUCGUUGCUGAACGUACAUUGCAUAUGGUGUGGCAAAAGUUGCGGUGCGCGCGCACAGUCAUUAACACAACCAUAUUUCGGACGCGGAGCUUUGUUUUUUUACUACGCCAGGCACAUUUAGUUAGAAUUGUAAGUAACGUUGCGUUUAAAGGCUUGUUCCAUUGACACGAUGAGAGGAAGAGCCCGUUCGCUUGAUAUUUUAAAAGGCGCGCACAAAAAACAAAAAAAAAAAGCCCACCAUUUGGGGCCCCAGGAAUGUAUCGCUCAAGCUGCUCUCCGUUCGUAGUUCGCUAUUUUUCAAAAUUCCAGCAAACGCAAUACCUUUUUUUUAAUUUCAUUAUAAACGCAACUAAUAUAACUAGUUUGUUGUAGGUGAGAAAACACGCACACACACACAUAACACAGAGGAUGAAAAAAGAAAGUAUUUAUUGGAAUAAACACAGUAAAAAAAACAACGUGUUAGGUAGAAAUGUUCGAUGUGUAAGAGAUACUAUACGAAAUAAACAACCGUCAACCAACGCUAACGCCAUUCCGCUCCUGACGUACAUACCUACCCUUACCGCGCGCCCUCAAUGAAAGCACCUCACUGCAGCAGUUACCGUUGUAUUACUGGGUGUAGAAUGAAAGGAAGCAGUAGCUUCAAUGUAAGGACAAAACAGACGCGCACAGACGCACACGCGCAGCACUUAACAAUUCGUUCUUUCUUGUGUGUCCUUCGAGGCUCGUGCGCAGGGCGUACGUUGAUGUUUUUUUGUGUCGUUCAACAGAGAAAUUGCUCCCCCCGAAAAACACACACGAAACGGGUUGUCGGGCGAAGAAUGUCUGAUUAAAUGCAGGGAUUGUUUAGAUUAAUUCCGUGAUUUCCGAUGGUUCGAAGAAUAGAGAAGCACAGAAGAUAGCCACAGUCCCCUUUCUCUCUCUCUCUGUUACAUGUAAAACGUGUGUUCGAUUUUAUGGGAAACUUUUCGCUUGCCUUUGACUGAUCGAAACGAUCGAGAAUUAAGUGUAAGCUGUGCACUACUGUCCGACAACCCGCGAGGACACGAGCGCACUAGACAGGGAGCUGUUUUUUUU